Molecule: messenger RNA, 1218 nt
Organism: Prunus dulcis (almond)
Lineage: Eukaryota; Viridiplantae; Streptophyta; Magnoliopsida; Rosales; Rosaceae
Product: bZIP transcription factor 53
Exons: 1
Coding region: 565-993 (142 amino acids)
Biological process (GO): positive regulation of DNA-templated transcription
Cellular component (GO): nucleus
Molecular function (GO): DNA-binding transcription factor activity; transcription cis-regulatory region binding
Source: RefSeq, a predicted model, not a curated record
UGAACCUUCUUUCACCUUCCGUCUCAUUUCGCCAAAGUUUCUCCGCUGCGCGUUUCAGAUAAGUUUGUUGCUUUCUUUCCUCUUGCUUUCCUUUUCACUUUCUUUUUCUGGACGUUACUCCCUAAUAUUUCCUUGAUUCCGAAACCUCUCUGUCUAGAUCUGAGGUCAAUUUUGGUUCCUUUUUCUUCUUGAGGUUUUAGUUUCUUGAAAUCUGUUUCAAUCCCUUUGGAUGUCGAUCUGAUUUGGGGCCUGGAAAUUCUGGGUUCUACAUCAAUGAGUCUAAUGUUUCUAUGACACUCAUGCGUCGCGUUCGUCUGAUCCAUUCGUUCUCGGUUGUGUUCCUCUACUGGUUCUACGUUUUCUCAUGAAUUAAUCGAGUCAAAUCGUUGUCUUUGUUUCCAAUUGCAAUCCCAAUUUUUUUGUUGUUGCCCCAAUUGUAGAAACCCUAAUUCAGUUAGUUUUAAUUUUUUUCUUCACAAACACUCAUUCCUAAUUCAUCGAAUUAACAUCCCCUUGGGUAAUUAAUUCUUGGGUUGAAACAUCCAAAAGAAAAAGAAAAGCAGAAUGUCUUCAGUUCAGCAGCAAUCAAGCUCGGGAUCAGAUGGGUCUGCAUCGGUGGACGAGAAGAAGAGGAAGAGGAUGUUGUCGAAUCGCGAAUCGGCGAGGCGAUCGCGGAUGAAGAAGCAGAAGCAAAUGGAUGAUUUGACGAGCGAAAUCACCCGACUGGAGAUGUCAAACAAUCAACUUCAGCAGGGAAUCGAAGUGAAGGAGCGGGGCUACGCUGAGAUAGAGUCUAGGAACAACGUGAUGAGGGCUCAAGUAAUGGAGCUCACCGAUCGUUUGCAGUCGUUGAACUCGGUGCUCCAGAUCUUCGAAGAGGUUAGCGGCCUUGCUGUGGACAUCCCUGAGAUACCUGAUCCGCUGCUGAGGCCGUGGCAGGUUUCCUACCCAACGCAGCUCAUCCCGGCCUCUUCCGACAUGUUUCUCGGCUGACAGUCUUUGAAUAGCUUAAGCUUGUUUUUGUUAUAUGAUCAUUGUACAAGUGUUUUGUGUUUGUUAUUUUGAUGAUGGUCUUUGGAUUUUUGUUAGUCGUCUUUGUUGUUUCGUUUUGGUGUCUUAGUAAUUGUAGUAGUCUCUUUGCACAAGCUUGUUUCAUCUUUCUCUGUAUAAAUGAAAUGUUUGUGGUUGGUGGGUUUGAUAUGAAUCUCUCCUUGUUUU